This is a messenger RNA of Fusarium vanettenii 77-13-4, 2073 nucleotides long. RefSeq lists its product as uncharacterized. Lineage: Eukaryota; Fungi; Ascomycota; Sordariomycetes; Hypocreales; Nectriaceae. The transcript is spliced from 3 exons. The record is from RefSeq and is a predicted model, not a curated record. The coding region runs from base 213 to 1832 and encodes 539 amino acids.
GAGAAUCUCGCCAGUUUGUAAUUCUUACAGAGAUCUCUAGAUCCCAGAGGUAACAUACUUGGAUCUUGGGGUAGAUCGACAGACACUGGUGCCUGUCAUGCUUGGGUCCCUACCUUGACCGACCCCAUAACCUCACCCGCCGCCGGCCGCGACCCUCUCAGCACCGCCUCAUCCUCAUUCUUUUCUUCUCCUCCAACAAAAGAUCGCCAAACAUGUGGAACGCUCGCCUGGGGCUGAGCUCACUGGCUCUCUUCCUCUCGACGACUCAAGCCCUUCGUGUUAGUCCCGGCUCCGAGUGCGCCGCCCUCUGCUCCGAUGGCACAAACACCACCAUCGCCGAGAUCAACACCUCGAGCACAAACUCUUCAGACAUUGCCUGCGAGGACAAGGACUUUUCUUCAUCAGGGACUGGUAUCCGGUUCAAGAACUGCGUCAACUGCCUACAAAGGAGCGAGGCUACAUGGAAGGAGGAGAGCGAUGUCCAUUGGUUCCUGUACAAUGUGCGGUAUGCCUUUGACGUCUGCCUCUAUGGUUAUCCCGAGGCUGUUGAGUCAGGCACAAUCAACUCGCCCUGCAACAUUGACGGAGCAUGUGGUGCUCUCAAGGACGCCCUCGAGGUGUCCCUUGUGAAGCCAACCGACGACAACCGAUUUGAAUUUUGCGAUGCCGACUCGAAAGCCAUCAAGGGAAGCAGCUACAAGGAAUGCAUCAGCUGCUUGAGAUCUACUUCGAGCCAGAAGUACCUAUCCAACUUCCUGGUUGCUCUGAGAGCGGGUUGUGAGCAGCGACCCGAACAGGGUGACGCCAUUGGCCUUAGCGGAACUAUCUUCACUGCUUCAGCUGUCAACAUCACUGAUCCAAACACCAAUGAGACUCUCCCUGGUGAUGGAGGUGCUCCCGUUGGCGCCAUGACUACUGGCACCAUCGUUGGCAUCGCCGUUGGAUGUGGUCUUGGUCUAGCUGGUUUCCUCUGCAUCAUCUGGGUCUACUGCCGCCGGAGUCGACGUGAAGCAGCAGCCAUCAAGAUCGAGACACCAACCCCUGACCACCAGAUGCAUCACCACCGCGGCGCAUACGGAAUCCAAAAAGCUUCCUACUUUAGCCACGGCGCACCUAAACCCCCUGGUGGCCAUGACCGUAGCAUGUCCAACGCACAGUACUACGAUAUGCUUGAGCAGCAGCCGUGGAACAAGCAGGCCAACGUCAACUACCACUACGCACCGCACUCCAAGAGCAACGGACCCAAUGGUGCUCUCCCCACUCAUCCCGCUUACAUGCCUCGCGUUACAAGCAAGACUCCUGAGCCUCAAAUGCCCCCCAACACCCACAGACCCACCAACUCGAGGUCCAAUGCCCCCGACUCGUAUGCUCUCCGUGCAUACCUCAAUGCCGCCGAAGAGUCUGUCGAACGUGAGCGCAUCAGUGAAGCUGCCUCCAGUGGACAUAACUCACGGGCUGAAAGCCGCAAUCCUUCCCCUACUCAACUGGAAAAGGUCCCCGAGCCAGUGGUUAUCCAUGCACCCUCGCCAAAGAAUGCGAAGCAGUCAUCCUUCACCUUCCCCUCCCUCUCCAAGCUUAUUAUCCCCAAGAAGCACUCCCCUCCUCCCCCUGAGGUUAGGCUCCAAGAGCCCACACCUGGAACAGCCUCGAAUGAGCGCAAGCGCGAGCUGAGAAUCUCCAAGCCUCUGGCAGUACUGGAUCCGAGGUUCACUGAUCGUCCACUUGCUGGAGGACCGGUCAUGGCAAACCAGCCACCCACCGGUUUCAGCGAGCAGAGGCAAGCAGUAGGCAACGAUCCUAUGCCUAGCAGCAAUAGCCACAUCUAUGGCUGAUAUUAAAUACAGUAUGAUGGAAUAGAUACCACGUGAAUGAUGGAUAUUUUUUUUUUACUGGACCACCUUGUUUUUCAGCAUGGAGUUAAUCGGUUGGGACAUUUGCAAUGUCUGGAUCAUGGGUUAUGCAUAAAGUAGAUAUCCAAGAGGGCGGAACAGUGCCUGGGAACUUGGAGUACAUUCGUUUUGUAGGUACCUAUAGACAAAGGUAUAGAUAUAUGGAAUCCUAAGUCUAGUCGGU